AUGGAAAAUCAAACGUUUGUCAUUGAAUUUAUCAUCCUUGGGUUUUCCACUGGGGAAAACAUGCAAUUUUUCAUGUUUGGGAUCUUUUCUGUUAUCUACACAGUUUCACUGGUUGGAAAUACGCUUGUAUUUGUGGUAAUCUGUCACAACUCCCAGCUUCAUACCCCCAUGUAUUUCUUCCUCUGCCAUCUCUCCAUACUAGACAUCUGCUAUGCCUCCAGUAAUGUCCCCCACAUUUUGGGGAACCUCCUUCUCCAGAGGAAAACCAUCUCAUUUGUUGGUUGUGGGACUCAAAUAUACCUCUACAUGGCCUUAGCCCUAACUGAGUGUGUGUUGCUGGCAGUGAUGUCUUACGACCGCUAUGUGGCAAUAUGCCACCCCUUGCGAUACAAUGUCAUCAUGAACUGGAGAGUGUGUACCACCAUGGUGGCGUGUUCAUGGACCUGUGGGUUCCUGUUUGGUGCAAUACAAGUGGGUCUGACCCUGCGGUUGCCUUUCUGUGGCCUUAAUGAAGUAGACCACUUUUUCUGUGAACUCCUGGCUGUGUUAAAGCUAGCCUGUGCUGAUAUCACUAUCAACCAGACUGUGAUAUUUACUGCCUGCGUGUUAAUCCUGCUGUUCCCCUUCUUAUUAGUUAUUGUUUCCUAUCUGCACAUCCUGGCCACCAUCCUGCACAUCCACUCUGCUGCAGGACGGCGCAAAACUUUCUCUACUUGCAGCUCCCACCUGACCGUGGUGGGGCUUUACUAUGGAACGGCCAUCAUCAUGUACAUGGGACCCAUGACCAGCCACUCAGCUUUUCGAGAGAAAAUCCUCUUCCUCUUUUACAGCUUUAUCAACCCCAUGCUGAACCCCCUUAUAUACAGCCUGAGGAACGAACAGGUGAAAGGAGCCCUGGUGAAAAUUCUCAGGAGGGAGAGAUCCUUUCCUUCCACAUAA
This is a messenger RNA of Alligator mississippiensis (American alligator), 939 nucleotides long. RefSeq names its product olfactory receptor 2A5-like. Lineage: Eukaryota; Metazoa; Chordata; Crocodylia; Alligatoridae. Gene Ontology annotation, biological process: G protein-coupled receptor signaling pathway. The transcript has a single exon. The coding region runs from base 1 to 939 and encodes 312 amino acids. The record is from RefSeq and is a predicted model, not a curated record. Gene Ontology annotation, molecular function: G protein-coupled receptor activity; olfactory receptor activity. Gene Ontology annotation, cellular component: membrane.